UAUUUUGCACCGUUUUCUUGUGUUAUCAAUUACUUUGGUUUCAUUUUAAAUGUAUUCCGAUUCAUUAGAUUGGCUAUGGGAAGAUAUUAAUUCACCUAAUCUGGUUGAAGAAAUUGAAGUCGAUUAUUUGGGUACAAUUAACGACAGUCAUUCAGACACCAGCUCCCAAUCUAGUUACAAUGUUGAUUGUUCGUUGUUAAUCGGAAAUGAGAAAACAGAAGAAAAAUUAGAUGAACAUUUCGACAAUAUUAACGAUGAUGUACCAGAAAACUUACCAGAAUCGUAUACAAAAACUUCAAACAUUGAAAAGCUGAUACUUUUUUGCGCAGAAAAUUUUAUUGAGCAAUUCAAAGUAAAAUAUCCAGACAGAAGACAGUUGGUUUUAAUACCACAAAAUGAAUGCGGUGUACAGGUAACAUAACGUUUCCAUAAGAUUUAUGAAAUUUGCAGUUUAGUUUCUGGUAGCAUCUCGGA
Molecule: messenger RNA, 474 nt
Organism: Acyrthosiphon pisum (pea aphid)
Lineage: Eukaryota; Metazoa; Arthropoda; Insecta; Hemiptera; Aphididae
Product: coiled-coil domain-containing protein lobo-like
Exons: 2
Coding region: 50-421 (123 amino acids)
Biological process (GO): cell motility
Cellular component (GO): motile cilium
Source: RefSeq, a predicted model, not a curated record